AUGGCAGCGACACGUGGUUCGACGGCUAACUCCAAGACGUGGCGCGGUGCGGUGGUGGCGCAGGGCAUAGAAUGUACAGAAAUUACUGAGUUGGGAUGUGAUGACAUGGAACUUGUUGAUGAGUUACCAGACCAUAGUUGCCUUCCUGACGAUAAAAUACCGAUAGUUGGAAUGCGGUUUGAGUAUUUGAAGUUGGCCCAUGAUUUUUAUGCGACCCAUGCAAAAAAAGUUGGUUUCAUAAGUAAGAUACGGGCCACAAAUUUUGAUAGGAUGACAAAGCAACCGAUCAACCAAUCUAUCCAUUGCAAUCGGGAGGGUUUCUGGGCAUCUCGUGUCAAGGCACCCAGACGGAAGAACACAAUGGCAGGUGUGGGAUGCAGAGCAAGAAUAUAUACAAAAUUCGACAGGGAAAAUCAUGAUUGGAUCUUGUUGAAGGUUGAACUAAAUCACUCGCACCCAUGUUCAACUAAGAAGGCGGUGCACUACCACGAGAACAGGGAGUUAACAAUGCAUGUGAAGUGUAUCAUUAAGGUUAAUGAUGAGGCGGGCAUUCGACCCAACAAGACCUUUCUAGCAUUAGCCAAUGAAGUUGGUGGGCCUUUGAACUUGGGCUUCUCAGAGAAGGACGUCAGGAAUUACAUUUCAUUAAGACUCCGAUCCACAAAUGUCAACACAGAUGUCAAGGAGAUGCUGAACUACUUCAUGCGAAUGAAGGAGUUGAAUCCGAACUACUUUUACGUAGUGAAUAUAAAUGAGGAUAACAAGUUUACGAGUGCAGUUUGGGUGGAUGCAAGGUGUAGGGCAUCUUAUGAAUACUAUGGAGACGUGGUCUCAUUUGUUACCACAUACAGCACGAACUGGCAUGGAUUGCCGUUCGCUGCUUUCAUUGGUGUGAACUACCAUGGUAAGUCUACUUUGCUAGGCUGCACUCUGCUAGGCAGUGAGGAGAUCCUGAGUUUUGAGUGGGUGUUCACCCAAUGGCUGGAGUGCAUGGUAACGGCACUGAAGGGCAUCAUCACAGACCAAUGCAAGUCUAUGUUUGGUGCAAUUAAGAAGUCAGUUGAGGAUUUCGAGGAUCAUUGGGCUGAGUUCAUUGAUGACUUCAACUUACAUCACAACAGAUGGCUAUCAGAUCUGUUUGAGGACCGACACAUGUGGGUGCCUAUCUUUUUCAAUGGUCAAUUCUGGGCUUCCAUGAGGAGUACGCAGAGGAGUGAGGGGAUGCAUUCAUUCUUUGGUGGAUACUUAAAUUGUAAGACUAGUUUGGUCCAGUUCGUCCACGAGUUCGACAAUGUCCUAGGAACGAAGGAGCAGAAGGAAUUGGAGGACGAUGCUGCAGACUCGAGAGGUCUAAUCCCAUGUUCAACUAGAUCAGCCAUCGAGAGACGAUUUCAAAAAGAGUAUACCAACGAGAUGUUUAGAGAUGUCCAAAUGGAAUUUGGCAAGAAGGCUGAUUGCACUAUUCGUGCCAUGGAUGAACAGGGUGACUCGGCUUGGGUAAAGGUGGAAGAGGAAAUACUAGUCUAUCAAACGACCCGUUAUGUUACGUUUGACGUCCAUUUUCACCGUUCGACUCACAAGGUUCGAUGUGAUUGCAACUUGUUUGAAAGUGCAGGUAUAUUAUGUUGCCACUGUCUUGUAGUACUUUCAUCUUACAAAGUUAAUGAGGUUCCUUCCUGCUAUGUUUUACCUCAUUGGAGCAAUAACAUAAAGCACAAGCACACCUACAUUAAGAGUAGCCACGACGUUAGACGUUCAGAUGAAAGCCACAACAUAUUUAAAGGACAUCUGCAUAAUGUUCUGGAGGAUACAAGGGCCAAGCUAGUAGAUUACCGUGGCAGGAUGCAAAAUAACACCGUCCCUACUGCACACAAUAGCAUCGUCACAGUCCCUUCAACCAUUUUUGGCACAGCGGACAUUCAGGCCCCAUCAAAGGUAACCACUAAGGGUCGUCCAAAAGGCAAAAGGCUAGGAUAUGAGUUGGAUAAAUCAAUCAAAAAAUCCAUGCAGAGAAAGCGGAAGAGUUUACGCAACGAUAAUCGUUUAGAAUCUACUGCAAAUCAAGAUUCGGAGGCUUCCGCUCAGCAGAUUGCUACGCAAGGACUUGGUGGAUUCAUGUCGCUGUUAAACUCCUUCGACAAUACCUAG
Molecule: messenger RNA, 2148 nt
Organism: Arachis ipaensis
Lineage: Eukaryota; Viridiplantae; Streptophyta; Magnoliopsida; Fabales; Fabaceae
Product: protein FAR1-RELATED SEQUENCE 5-like
Molecular function (GO): zinc ion binding
Source: RefSeq, a predicted model, not a curated record